UCAAACUCAGCGGGCAGCACUACGUCGCUCGCACACGAGCUUGGUUCAUGCUGCCGCGCAAGCCUACUCGCAUAGAUCUCAAGCCAGCGGACAAGGAAGAGGUCAGAACUCUGCUCUGGGACCUGGCUGUUCUACGAGAACCUCAAAGCUUUACAGCUGGAGCGCAAAGCGGCCCUGGAGCACGCUUCGGACGCGUUCUUGCCCGAUCCUCUCCAGGUGGAGAAGCGCUCCACGGCGGCGCGGAUAGGCCUGCGGAAGUGAGGCCCAUGGAGGUGGAGAUAAAGAUCCGGCUGCCGGACCGGGCGGCGUACGAGCAAGUGGCGGCGGCGCUGGCGGCGGCGCCCGGCGGCAAGGGCCGGCUCGACAGCCAUGCACAGGCCAACUACUUCUUCGACGGCCCCAACCAGGAGCUGAACAGCCGCAGGGUGGUGCUGCGGGUGCGCACCUACGACGUGGACAAGAAGGCCACCGUGACGCUCAAGGGCAAGCAGAUCCUGGAGAACGGCAUCGGCCGCGCCUCCGAGGUGGAGGCCGAGGUGCCGCCCGCCGCCGCCGCCGCCUACCUGACGCAGCCCAGCCGCAUGCUGGCCGAGGUGCCCAUCGUCAAGGACGCCGCCGAGAAGUUCGGUGUGGGCUCGCUGGUGGCCCUGGGGGGCUUCCAGAACCAGCGCGACGUGUACGAGUGGGAGGGGCACACGCUGGAGCUGGACGAGACCAAGUUCGAGCACGGCACGCUGUACGAAAUUGAGGUGGAGACGGAGCAGCCAGAGGUGCUGCGUGACCGGCUGGAGCACUGGCUGUCGGGCAUGGGCGUCAGCUACUCCUACUCGCAGACGUCCAAGUUUGCCAACUUCAUCAACAAGACGCUGCUAUAAAGAUUGUGUCUGCAGGGGCCCUGUUUGCGGAGCGGGUUCUGUGGAUGGGUCUGGUGACAGUGGGCAUCGUGCGCAUUCAUUUCCUUUAUCGCGGUGCCGAUAACGGUCCGGUGGGUGGGCGCAACGACGUUGGCACGUGCCGGUGCUGGCCCGCGCGGUCGUGGGGUGACGCUGCGUGCGACGGUAUGUAUGACAGAGGGGACAGGGUAGGUGGCAGGUGGGCGUAGUCCGUUAUGUGAAGCGUAUGUUCCCAAAGCCCCAUAGUCAACAGCCAAUGUAUGUUGUCCCGGCAUGAGCGCGACGCUGGUAGAAUGCCGCGGCGUCGCUGACUCUGUUGGCUGUCAGGCAGGGGUGGACACUCCAGUUCCAUGAUGCAAUGCGUGCGUGCCGGACGUUGCGGAUUGCGUCUGUGAGGAAAUGCUGCGGCACGGGAUGAUGAGCAACGCUGCAACCGAAGAAGAUGCUUUCAACGACGAGUACGCACGGUAUCGGAAGAGGGUCACAGGUGGUACGGAGGUGGGUGGUGUGUUGCGGAAGUUGCGCGGCGGGUGUAGGGGCCCAAUGCUCUCUGGGUGCAUCAAGGCCAAGCCGCCAGCAGCAGGCGCCGGUUGCCCCCAAGGGCGCGAGUGACGGCGGUGGCAAGCUGAUUCCCGUAGUUGCGGUGUGGGGCUUUGUAAGAGGUGUAAUACUGCGACACAGGGAGCGAUGGGACAGGGUAGGGGGCAGGUUGGUGAAGUCCCGGAGACCGUGGUGUGCAGCGUAUUCCCAAAGCCCCAUACGGCAGUCAACAGCCAAUUUGCGAUGUCCAGGCAUGAGCGCGACGCUGGUAGAUCGCCGAGGCGUCGCUGACUCUGUUGGCUGUCGGGCAGGUGGCCACUCCGAUACCAUGAUGGAAUGCGGGCGGUGCCGGACGUUGCGGAUUGCGUCUGUGAGGACGUGAGGUUAUGGUGCGCUGGGCGUUACAGGUGGUCCGUAGGUGAUCUGCCGGUACUUUUAUUGCGGGUCUUUUCGCGCGUUUCUGCACAGCUCACAAGUUGACUGGCGGAUAGGGGGACUGGGGGAGAGGUCUGGACAGGUACAGUCUGAA
Messenger RNA from Chlamydomonas reinhardtii, 1962 nucleotides. RefSeq lists its product as uncharacterized. The transcript is spliced from 8 exons. Bases 48 to 875 code for a protein of 275 amino acids. The record is from RefSeq and is a predicted model, not a curated record. Lineage: Eukaryota; Viridiplantae; Chlorophyta; Chlorophyceae; Chlamydomonadales; Chlamydomonadaceae.